GGGCUGAUGCAUUAUAUGACGAUGAAUUGGAAAAUGAAGCGGAAGAACUCGAGGAGUUUUUACGUAACUGAUUUGAAUUCGUUCUGAUACGCAGAUGUCUGGAGCACGACGAGACUUGACGAUCCCGAGGUAUCUGCUGGUUCGUGAUACACACGAGGAGGAUUUCAUCAGGAGUGCGGCACGACUUUUACGAAUGACUAAUAACAACGACAAUCAGAACGAGAGGAGAAAUGACAUUCGGGAGCUUGCCAGGAUUAUUCAGCAGUCCCAGAAGGAUCAAAUCCCGAAGGUUGACGUUCCAUUAUUUGAUGGAAACAACGCCUCGGGAUGGGCAGAAAAGUUCGAGCAAUUGGGAAAUUGCUGCGAAUGGUCGAAUGAAAAGAUGUUGCGAAUGGUGAAGAGAUACUGCAAAAUCCAGUACAAGGAAGACGUGGAGGAGUUGAUACAAGAUUCGCUGGACUGGCCAAAAUUCAAAAGGAAGCUGCUAGACAAGUACCAGUUGAGUGAUCAACUGUUAGACUUGACAGAUUUGAGGAAGGUUAGUCGGAAAAGCUUUGGUACAACAAAGCAGUUCCUUACUGAAUUCGAGCGGGUGGCAAGGUUAGUUCCUGACCUUCCAGACAAAGAUCGUUGCCUCAUCUUUCUGGAUAAUUUCACGGAAGUGGAGCAGCUAAAAGUGAUAAAGGGAAUGAAAGAACGAUAUGAUUGGCCAAAAAUUCGAGAGAAUUUAUUGGCCGGGAACUUUGAUCAGAUCCUCUACCGAUUGUUGAAACAGCAGAAGGAGAAUCGAGAAAGGAUACAGUUGGAAACAGAUAAGGACAGGGAAGUCUAUAAAACCUUAUCUGACAUGAAGGAAAUGAUGACAGGCAUGAAAGAAAAGCGGUUGAAGCUUCAAGUGAUGAUCGCUAAGGCGAAAACUGGGAAGAGAAAAGAGAAGGAGCCUGUCACUGAAGAGAGUAGCAGUGAGAGUGAAAGCGAGGAGGAAAGGGAACCCCCUCGUAAGUUGACCAAGGCUGAGAGGAAAGCCUUGAACAAGAUACGAGGAGGGCAAGGUACUUCUCGUAAACAAGGAGAAAGCAGCAAGAACGGAGAAAAUGGAAGCGGGGAGCAACAGGUUGAUCAAGAACAACAAAAUCAAGGUCAACAGAAUCAACCACAGGGUGGUCGAGGCUGUGGUAGAGGCCGCGGAAAUGGAGGCGGACGUGGGAACUGGCAGGAAUACAUCUGCAAAUAUUGCGAUAUGAAGGGACACGUUAUUCGUUUCUGCCAGAUUCCCGCUAAGGACGAGAAGGACCAUAUCGUCUUCACAACGAUUCGAGGAGAAGUCUUUGACUUUGAUGAAAAUCUCAUCGAUCAGAACAUUGAAGGAGGAAUGAGAAAAGAGCGUGAUCUGGUUACCCUAAAGGAGAUUCUUGCAGUAUCGCCAAAGCUUCGCGAAGAAUUCAAGCAACGCAUGACUCGGAAGAAAGUCAUGACAGUUAAGCUGAGUGAGAUUAUCCCUCCAGAAGCUAACUGGGCACCUCCUGGCACAAAGAUGGACUAGCGAUGCGUGGCCACAGGCCUCGUAAAGGUUCAAAUCGGCCGUGGAGAAUUCUCGACUCUCGUAGAUGAUGGGGCCGAAAUGAACAUCAUGAGGGAGA
This is a messenger RNA of Chara braunii, 1640 nucleotides long. NCBI's taxonomy places the organism in Eukaryota, Viridiplantae, Streptophyta, Charophyceae, Charales, Characeae. The record is from the annotation of a GenBank genome assembly.